AUGGCCGCCCUCAAGGCUUUCGUCUUGUCGCUUGCCUUGCUCUUCAGCAUCGCUGCCGCCCUGCCCAAUGGCUUGCCCGCCAACAUCAGCUACCCGACGGCUGUUGGCGACAUUGAAGCGCGAUCCUUGCGACGCUCCGACGACGGUACCUGCCCCAACUAUCGCGACGAGCCCAUGGAUGGUUGCGCUGCCUUCUGCCAAGUCCGCACUGUGUACUACUACAUCCAAGAGUCUCCCUUCGCGCGUUCUUCCUGCCAAUAUCCCCUGAACUGCGAGAUCAGCGAGAGUUACACCACCAGCACGGGAUGGAGUACCUCGGUGUCUGCCAAAAUGGGCAAGGCAUACAAGGUCGGCAUCAGCGGCGGCUACAGCUACUCGCAGGGCCAGGCCCGGGGCCGCAACUACAAGAUCGAACUUACGUCCGGCCAGUGCGGAUACUUCACCUUUGUAGGCAUCAUGAAGGGUACCUGCGAAACGUACACCGAAGGCCUGUACAUUCGAGACGGACUUCCCGAGGGUGUCGUGCUCUUUGUCUUCACCGACUGCAUCACCCGCGCGCCCCUAGACCCCGAGUACCAAGAUCCCGUCUACAACUCGCCGGGCGUUGCGCUACCUCGCCAGGCCAGUAUCGACGCGCAGCAGACCUGGGUGAUCAACACCUGCAACGCGACGCCGCAGGGCGACCUCUUGGGCUUGGGCCCGACGGGGUAUUCGUUCAUAAUCCAGGGCAGGGGCUUCUCGGACGACCAGAUCGGGCCCAACGGCGAGCUGCUGCACUGGCAGCUGAACGGCUGCAACGGCGUCCAAGGCGAGGUGGACAACUCCGUGUUCAACUGGACGCCGGACGAUCCGACGUAUGGCUGGAGCGCUAGCGGUAGCCUGAGUGGCGAGGUCAAGGCCUGUAUCGGUGAUUUUGUCAUGCAUGUCGGCGGUGCGACGCGCGAUCAGUGCGUCUAG
Messenger RNA from Anthostomella pinea, 957 nucleotides. Lineage: Eukaryota; Fungi; Ascomycota; Sordariomycetes; Xylariales; Xylariaceae. The record is from the annotation of a GenBank genome assembly.